GACUCCCUCCAUCUCGUCGUGGAGAUUUGGAAAUUCUACUGUUCAAUCUUAUUCAUUGGUUGGCUCGAUCUCAUCUCAAUGCUCCUCAGUUACAUUCCACUGGUCUUCCUUGGGGAUAUCUCAUUUCAGACCCUAAAUUACGCGCUAAUGUUCCUGAUCGUGUUAAAGUGUCAGUGGCUGAUUUAAAAGAGAAAACAAUGAAAAAUCCUGCAGAAUUUGUAUUACAAGCUGGUUAUGGACCAGUUGCUG
Molecule: messenger RNA, 249 nt
Organism: Trichobilharzia regenti
Lineage: Eukaryota; Metazoa; Platyhelminthes; Trematoda; Strigeidida; Schistosomatidae
Source: the annotation of a GenBank genome assembly